Messenger RNA from Hipposideros armiger (great roundleaf bat), 1992 nucleotides. RefSeq names its product hes family bHLH transcription factor 4 (gene HES4). NCBI's taxonomy places the organism in Eukaryota, Metazoa, Chordata, Mammalia, Chiroptera, Hipposideridae. The record is from RefSeq and is a predicted model, not a curated record. Gene Ontology annotation, biological process: regulation of DNA-templated transcription. Gene Ontology annotation, molecular function: protein dimerization activity; DNA binding. The coding region runs from base 187 to 945 and encodes 252 amino acids. The transcript has 3 exons.
GUGGGAAAGAAUGCGGAGCCGGGUUCACACACCCCGCGGCGGGUCUUCCUUAAAUAGCCCCGAGGCUGGCUGCCCGCGCGGGCCUGACGCCUGGGACCCGCUCGAGAGGGACGCGGGACGCCGUGCGCCCGCCCUCGGCCCUUGGCGGCGCGCUCCGCGGGAUACCGGGAGGCGCGGGGGCGCACCAUGCCUGCAGACACCACGGGGAAGCCGAGAGCUUCGCCGCUGACAGGAGCGUCGGCCAGAGCCAGCCGAACCCCAAGCAAGCCCCGGAGCGCGGCCGAGCACCGAAAGGUGGGACUUGGCGGGGCAUGGGUUGGGGGACAUGGGGUGGGGAUGGACCCACGUGGGACUCAGCCACUGCCUCACCCGCAGUCCUCCAAGCCGGUUAUGGAGAAGAGGCGCCGAGCGCGCAUCAACGAGAGCCUCGCUCAGCUCAAGACCCUUAUUCUGGACGCACUCAGGAAAGACUGCUCCCGCCACUCGAAGCUGGAGAAGGCGGACAUCCUGGAGAUGACCGUGAGGCACCUGCAGAGCUUGCGGCGCGUGCAGGUGACAGCCGCGCUCAGCGUGGACCCCACCGUCUUGAGCAAGUACCGCGCCGGCUUCAACGAGUGUCUGGCCGAAGUGAAUCGCUUCCUGGCGGGCUGCGAGGGCGUCCCGGCCGACGUGCGUUGUCGCCUGCUCCGCCACCUGGCGGCCUGUCUGGGCCAGCUGGGGCCCUCGCGCUGCGCGGCCCCCCCGCCCCCCGCUGCAGAGGUUCCGGCGCCCGAGGCCUACGCGGGUCGUCAGCAGCUGCCGGCAUUCGAUGGCCUCUUCCCCGUGCUGCGCCCCGCGGCCACCUUCGCGCUGCCGCUCCUGCCUGGCCUGACUCGGGCGCCCCACGCCGCCCCCAGGGCGGGGCCGCAGGGCCCCGGCGUGCCCUGGAGGCCGUGGCUGCGGUGAGACCACGGCCCUCGGACUGUGGCGGAGGCCGCCCCGUUCUAGGGCCGCGGCCUUUGCUGAGACUGUUCCAGGGAAUAUGUAUUUCCAGAGGCCGCGUCCAGAGUUUUAUGUUUGUUUUAGUCUUUUCUGUGAAGUCCAGUCCGGCAGCGCCUGCGGCUGUGGUCCUUGGCGGCGGCGGUGGGGCGUCGCGCUGGUCCCUACGCCUGGCCCCGCCUCGUCCCCAGGCCCCGCCCCCGCCCCCGCGCCCGGCCCGGCCGGAGCGCCGCCGCGUGGGCCCGCCCGCGGCUUGCGUUUUCCCGCAUCUGCGCAAGAGCCAGCGACCCGCCUUGAGGUGGGGGUUCCAGGUCCCUCGGGAGGUUCAGGCAGGAAGGUGACAGUAACCACGUUUUUCAGACUGCAUCCUACUGUUGGGAAGCACUUGCCUCACAGGGCAAGUUUUUUUUAAGGCAUCUUUCCCCACUCCUGGAGACGCUGGACGGUGGAGAGUUGUCUUUUCGCGUGGUUGGCCCUGGGCCGCUGAGCUGUGCUGAAGGGUGGCCAUGCCCUGAAGCUUGAGUUCUGGUCUGAUCCACCUCCUGCUUUGUUCUCACGGUUCAGCACCAAGCCGCCUGUGUCCCCUCACCCCAUGGACUGAGCCUGUCCCAGGCCAGCGUCUGCUCAGGAGGGAGGUGCAAACAGGAGAGGGCAUCAGAGUCUCCAGGGCAGGGAACUGGGGCGAGGCUGGCACAGGUCGCUUUGUGCUGGGGCUCAGGGGGUGCUCUUCCACCAGGGCCCAGUCCUGCUGUAUGGCCGGCCCUGCCCUGGGAGGGGAGGGCCCCCCUAGCGGCAAGGGGCUGGGGGUUCAUCCCGUCCAUGCUUGGUCCUCAGCCCCUGCUACGCGUCAGCGUAUAAUACUAGGCAGCAAAACUAGGCGGAUUGGAUACUGGCCCUGGAAUCACUGUCCUGGUUCGCAGGUCCCCCCAGCAGCUGCUGGGGGCUGUGCUCCAGGUGCCAUGAGGGGUGGUCCAAGUUACACAAGCUGAGACUGGUGUGUGUCACGCUGAGCCC